AUGACCGACUCGCUCAAAAAACAACAAAAAAUUGUCUCUGGUUUAUCUGAAACCGUAAAACAUCUUGGUUAUGACAUUCGCGAAGUUCGAGAUGGGGUCGCAAGAAGUAGUAAUGCCGGAUCUGGUACAUCCAAAACGCCUCAAAAUUAUAUUGGCACCAUUUUCGAACUGUGGGAAGAAAUUGAUGCAUUAUUCAACGAGAAAAGGCGUGCCGAAAAGCGGUCCAUGGCAAGGCUGUACCCCAAGCGUGGACUAGGAUGUGGGCCUUCAAUUCAUAUUAAUAAUUCAAAAAUCACUGGAAAUAUUCAAGGAACUGGGAUCAUUGAAGACACUUCGCGGAAAACCAUAAAACCAGCUUUGAAGCGGAAGAAGUUAUCCAAAAACUGUUUAAGUGAGGAAGACCCAGUCACAGAUGCUGAAAAUAAUCCCUUUUUUGUCUCCGAGCAUGGAAAGGGUUCGAACACUAAUCAAAACGAGGAUGAGGAGGUAUUAAAUGAAGAAAUCAAAUUACCAACUCAGACACAUAAAAAGACGAAAACAAGUGUGACUAAUGUCCCAAACACCAGAUCAAGAAACGAUAGUGAAAAGUCUUCCUCUUCUGAUGUAGAGCCUGAAGAUGAUGAAGAAAUAAAGUUCGACUUCACAGAUAUUGAAGAGGAGUUGCAACGGGAGCCGAUCAAUGAGUGGGAAGUUGGUGCCAUCAAUGUAUCACAAAGAUUUAGACAAUAUCAGAUAGAGGUACUUGGGAAGGCGAAGACUAGCAGUUUGAAAUACGAUAACAUUUAUGAAAUCUUAGCCUUAUCAUCAAUAAUGGUGUUCUGCUGGCCCUGCCCGUAUCCCAUGUUUACUAUUCAAGAAUGGGAGGAAAUUACAGCAACUAAUCCGUACAAGAUUCAAGAAUCCCCGCUUUCACAGGAGAUUUUAUCAUCCCUUCGUGAAGCAUAUUGUAACCAUUUUCUUGGUAAUGAUGUCUUCAUGAAUGGUGGUAAUUCAAAACUAAGUAGAGCAGUCGCAUGCGCUUUUAAUGAUCUGUAUAACAGCAUCCCAGAUGUUGCUCCACCAAAGAUGUCUGAGGAUGAGUACUGCUACAUGUUUCUUCAUCCUAUCUCUCGUCCAUUAUUUGCUGGUUCGAGAAAAGAAUAUGAACUAAUCCUGAAUCGUGCCAACACUGGUUCAAAAAAAAGACCAGACCUGUCUUGCACAGUAGAUUGUGUACCGAUUCUAAAUGCGGAAUUUAAACCUGUUGGUUGCACACCAUUGCAACGUAAGAAAGACGGGCUGAAAGUACAGUUAAAAGCACGAAAUUCAAUAAACCAACAACUACAAAACAAAGGAGGUCCAGGUGAAGCCGUCAUAUUAUUAAAUAUGGGCGAUUUGAUGCAAUCAUAUUUUAUGAAUUUGAAAUAUGACGGACUAUAUU
Molecule: messenger RNA, 1420 nt
Organism: Paraglomus brasilianum
Lineage: Eukaryota; Fungi; Glomeromycota; Glomeromycetes; Paraglomerales; Paraglomeraceae
Source: the annotation of a GenBank genome assembly